Lineus longissimus is the source of this 2631-nucleotide messenger RNA. RefSeq names its product kelch-like protein 32. Lineage: Eukaryota; Metazoa; Nemertea; Pilidiophora; Heteronemertea; Lineidae. Gene Ontology annotation, molecular function: protein binding. The record is from RefSeq and is a predicted model, not a curated record. The coding region runs from base 208 to 2304 and encodes 698 amino acids. The transcript is spliced from 2 exons.
UACUAUGUUUCGAAGGAUUUGAGAAGAGAAUAUAGAACAGAUCUCCCAAUAUUUUGCUGCUGCAUGUUAAGAAUGUAGUUCCAGCUGCAGAUUGAAGAGGUCGUGGGUCACACAGCUGAGGCCUGAAGUAACAUCGCCGCGGAGAACAUGUCAACGAUUUGUUUGGGGCUGCAUUAGGAUAGUCGUCAGGCUGGCGCUGGAGUGAACAUGAGUUGGCGCGUGAGGUACUUUUUAGCGGACGACACUCGACAAUCUACACUGCGUGAUAGCCCGCAAUUGCGUGACUACCAGGGCGAAAGCCCGGUGAAAAUGGACGGAUAUUGGACUGAUCAGUGGGAUUUUGAUGAUGGCCGAAUAAGCUCGAAUGGCCAUUUGGUGACCUUGGGGAAGAGACUGAAUGAAAUGUUUCAGGCGUCUGACUAUUGUGACGUUACACUGACGGCAGAGUCCUCUUCGUUCAGGGUCCAUAAAAUUAUCCUUGCAGCCAGCAGUGAUUAUUUUAAUGCUAUGUUUUCGUCUUCGUGGAAUGAAAUAUCACGCGAUUGCAUUGAAAUGAAAGGCGUCUCCCCCAAAGGUUUGGCGGCCAUUUUGGAUUUCGUCUACACCGGUGGGUUCAAGGUCACAGGUGCAGACGUCAGUGAAAUUCUUGAAGCUGCCCGACACUGCUUGAUGAGUGACGUUACCACCCUAAUGGAAAAGUAUCUUAUCAAAGUGGUAGAGGUGGGUUUUUCAAACUAUUUGACGAUGUCUGAAAUCGGGAAGAAUUUUGACCUUCAUGAGUUGCUGUCUGAGUGUGAACCGUUUUUCAAAGAAGCUGAUAUCUGCCUUGAGAACUUCUUGCAGUUCUUCGAGUUUGCUAAACGAAGGACAUCUUCCAUCUACGUUCUGCAGAGGGCUUUGCUGUUCACGUUGCAGUCCUUGGCUGAGUUGAGUACAGCUGAACGGGAACGCCUGAGCGCGAUGCUGGAUCAAGAUGACUUUAACAUGUUACUCACCGUCACAAACCGCCAGGGUAUCUUCACUAGCCUUUCUCUGGUCCAAUUUCUUCUCGAUUGGGUGGAGUUUGAUCAUGAGAUAAGGACCGAAUAUCUCCCAGAUCUGUUUACUAAAAUCAACCUCUUAACAUUUGACGAUGAGGAACUAGAUUCGCUAUCCAAAAUGCCCGUCAUUAAAGAUUGUGAAAGCUGCAAAUCAAAAAUCAUGGACGCCCAGGAAUACCUUUUGAAAGUGGCAACGGAAGAACAACAGGUUGACUCAUUUCUCGUCUCUUUUUCUGGACACGAUAUUGAAAUGCGUUGCCUUAGUCCCACCUACUUGACAACCAUGAAAAAUGUCUUGCCAAUGCCAGAUCUUCCCGUCAAAGCAAGCGAAUUGAAUGAGGACUCAUUCGUCACUGUCCUUGACAAUAUUCUCUUCGUGCUAGGGGUGGGGUGGCUGGAGAAGGUUAAGAUUGGUGACUACACGGGUGACGCAAGCUGCUGCUACAGCUUCGACCCCGGACGCAACACUUGGAAACAACUCAAGCAUCUACCCGCCGCAAGAACAGGAAACAAACUCGUUGCUGUCGGCAAUGAUAUCUACUCAAUCGGAGGGAAAACGAUCACAAACAAGAUGAUAAACUUAACUGACUACUACAGCGUUUCGAAUGACGAAUGGACUAGUGCGACACCUCUGCCGUACAGUUACUCGUGUCCUCUCGCCGCGGCCUUGAACGGCAGUAUCUACGUCAGCUUCGCAAGAUCUGGCGACAAAAUCGUCUUGAACGAUUUCUUCCGCUUUGAACCAGCUGGGACGGUGUGGACAAAAAGGGCGUUAGUACCCAUGGGUGGCUACCAAGAACUGGUGCCGUCCGGGGACCGCUUGUACCUGAUCGGCACCAAAGAAUUUCCCUUGAGUGGUCAAAACAACCUGAAAGUAAGCUGCUACAACCCGGGUACAAACCAGUGGACCUUUCUUCAACAGUUUUGCCGUGGUCAUGCCGGUAUGUUUCGUAAAGUGCAGGCGAUAUCAGACCAGGAAACAACGUAUGUAGUCGCUGAUUUUGAUGAGGGAGAGGAGGAUGUGGAUGCAGAGGUUGACCCGAGUUGGACCAGAGUUCACAUCCUCGACACUGUUUCCAAAAAGCUCGCGCUGAGGCAACACUACCAGUGGUUCCCGCGUGACGCGAUGUCGUCUGCCAUCCUCCGCGUUCCCCUGAGAACAAUACAGGCGCAUCUAACUAUCGACAGCAAGCAAGAAAGUGAAAUAAUGGACAGUACUGAAAGGGAGACUAUAUAUAGGCAAAGGCCAGGUUGGCCAGACUAAGUUACACACACCAGAGUCUUCAUCGUUGAAAGAGACUCUGGUCACACGAACCCUGAUAGGAGCUCAAGUGAUGAUGUUGCAGCAUCUUCGUUUCUAUGUCUACAUGAAGGUGGCACUGGGGUAAAGCGAUGGUGUUUGUGUAAUCAUUUACUCAAUCUUGACACUAGAGGCGCUGAUUUCGUUCCUCUUGUGACAAUUUCGUUACUGGGGCGAGUUUGAUCAUUUACUCUAAUUUUUUACACAAACAAUCAUCCCGUGGACUUAUUAUCUUGGCAUUUCCACAGAGAAUGUGUGAAAUAAGUUCUGAUGUUUCUCUAUGGUUUGAAA